AUGAGACCUGAAAUCCUGGCCGAUAAGGCUGGGAUUGUAGGGAAAGAAAAAAAUGUCUCCAUUAAGGAGGAUAGUGAGAGGGGAUUGGUGGUUGCUACUCAAAAUAGAAAAGGCUUUGGUCUGAAUAAUCCUUAUUUAGGAGUAGUAAAUUUUCAUCAGAAAUAUUUUCGAUUUUAUCGGAGUGAAAAAAUAAAGAAGUUUUUGGAGCAAGAACGGGUUGAUUAUGAAGUUUACCAAGAACAAGAAAAGGGAGGAGUUUACUCCGAGUUUUCUCAAAAACCCCAAAAAAUCAGUGAAGCAGAACUAGGGAGAGCCUACCAGGAAGCAUGGAGCAAUCCCCAACGAUAUCAGGAGGCUCGAAAAUGA
This is a messenger RNA of Racocetra persica, 366 nucleotides long. NCBI's taxonomy places the organism in Eukaryota, Fungi, Glomeromycota, Glomeromycetes, Diversisporales, Gigasporaceae. The record is from the annotation of a GenBank genome assembly.